This is a messenger RNA of Brachypodium distachyon (stiff brome), 1552 nucleotides long. Its product is annotated as sialyltransferase-like protein 3. Lineage: Eukaryota; Viridiplantae; Streptophyta; Magnoliopsida; Poales; Poaceae. The transcript has a single exon. Gene Ontology annotation, molecular function: sialyltransferase activity. Bases 148 to 1260 code for a protein of 370 amino acids. The record is from RefSeq and is a predicted model, not a curated record.
GGACCUCAGAUAAACCGUAUAAAAUGGAUUCGUAUAUUGUAGCGCAGUACCUCCGAAACCAGAAACAUCAGCUAGCGACGGCCGGGCACCAUGAUAGAAUCGUGGCUGUAGAAGCUUAAUUAGCUCGAUCGGCGGACUACCAAGAUCAUGAAGAGACGAGGGAGCCAUACGGCCUGCAGCCUCCUCCUGAUCAUGGCCGCCUUGAUCCUCCUCGUCGCCUUCCGGUGCUCCCUGCACCACCACUCCGUUCCCGGCGGCCGUCAGUCUCGCGCCGAUGGUGCGGGACAUGACGACGCCGCGCUCAUGGAGCUCGCGGCCAUCGACACGGCGGCCACAUCCGUUCUUGAGGCCGCCAAGAAGAUGCUCGAGGGCAACCUGGCCAGAGCUCCGGAGGAGCAUCGCGAGGUCGCUGUCCGCGGGCUGCGGCAGUGGAUCGGACAACAGCAGCGGUUCGACCCCGGAGUCAUGUCAGAGCUGGUGAGCCUCGUGAAGCGCCCCAUCGACCGGUACUACGGAAGGGACGGCGAGCACGACGACCGGAAGUACGCGUCCUGCGCCGUGGUCGGCAACAGCGGCAUCCUGCUGGCGUCGGAGCACGGGGGCCUCAUCGACUCCCACGAGCUCGUGGUCCGGCUCAACAACGCGCCCGCGGGUAAGGAGGGGACCGCCCUCGCGCGGCGCGUCGGCGCCAGGACCGGGCUCGCGUUCCUCAACAGCAACGUGCUGAGCCGGUGCGCCGGCGCCGGCUGCUGCCGCGAGCGCUACGGAGGCGGCGCCAUGGCCGUGCCCGUCCUGACCUACAUGUGCAGCGGUGCGCAUUUCGUCGAGCACACCGCGUGCAGCAGCAGCAGCAGCAACGCUUCCUCCUUGUCGGCGCCGGUGAUCGUGACGGACCCGCGGCUGGACGCGCUGUGCGCGCGGGUCGCCAAGUACUACUCGCUGCGGCGGUUCGCGAGGGAGAAGGGGCGGCCGGCGGAGGAGUGGGCGGCGGUGCACGAGGAAGGGAUGUUCCACUACUCGUCGGGAUUGCAGGCGGUGGUGGCCGCGGCCGGGGUGUGCGAGCGGGUGUCCGUGUUUGGGUUCGGCAAGGCCGCGGGCGUGAGGCACCACUACCACACGCUGCAGAAGGGGGAGCUGGACCUGCACGAUUACGAGGCCGAGUACGAGUUCUACCGGGAUCUCCAGGAGGCACGGCCCGAGGGGAUCCCGUUCUUGCGGGACUCCGGGUUUACGUUGCCGCCGGUGGUGUUCUACCGGUGACAUAGGCCCGGACAUGAGCCAUGGUUGAUCGAGGCUGUCAGCUCUGCUUCGUGGCGUACAGAGAGUGGAAGCAUCACUGGGUUCCCAAGACUGGUGGAAGGAUUCUGGUGAUUAUUCUUUUAUUUGCAGUUAGAUGUUGUCGUCAGUCACGCACUCGGGGAAAGAUAUAUGGGUACGGUACAUAUGUCAGACUGUUUUAGUGAACUAGUUCAGGUGUAAGAAUGUAAGAUGGAAAGUGAACUUGGUGUCAGUACAAGUGAAAAUUAAAUCAUAUGAAAGGCUUUUGGUUCUA